Messenger RNA from Puma concolor (puma), 570 nucleotides. Lineage: Eukaryota; Metazoa; Chordata; Mammalia; Carnivora; Felidae. The record is from RefSeq and is a predicted model, not a curated record.
AUGGAGAAGCUGUCCAGGAGGAAAGAGGAAGAUGACAACGGAGAUGAGCACGCUGAGGGAGGUCUGGUUGAGAACCACGUGGACGGGACCGUGAACCUGUUGGGCGGUGGAGGCAGUGCUGGUAGGAAGCCCCUCAAGUCAGGCAUGAAGGAGCUGGCCGUGUUCCGGGAGAAGGUCACCGAGCAGCACCGGCAGAUGGGGAAGGGUGGCAAACAUCACCUUGGCCUGGAUGAGCCCAAGAAGCUGCGGCCACCACCUGGCAGGACCCCCUGCCAGCAGGAAUUGGACCAGGUCCUGGAGCGGAUCUCCACCAUGCACCUUCCAGAUGAGCGGGGCCCCCUGGAGCACCUCUACUCCUUGCACAUCCCCAACUGUGACAAGCACGGCCUGUAUAACCUCAAACAGUGCAAGAUGUCUCUGAACGGGCAGCGUGGGGAGUGCUGGUGUGUGAACCCCAACACUGGGAAGCUGAUCCAGGGAGCCCCCACCAUCCGGGGGGACCCCGAGUGUCAUCUCUUCUACAAUGAGCAGCAGGAGGCUCGUGGGGUACAUACCCAGCGGAUGCAGUAA